GACCCACAGCGCUGUGGCUCGCCUUGCAUUCUGUCUUCAGCCGGGCACCUCGCACCCUCCCAGCACCAUGCCUUACAACUGCUGCCUGUCCAACGUGAGCUGCCGCAGCAGCUGCUCCUCCCGGCCCUGCGUGCCCCCCAGCUGCCAUGGCUGCACCCUGCCCGGGGCCUGCAACAUCCCCGCCAACGUGGGCAACUGCAACUGGUUCUGUGAGGGCUCCUUCAACGGCAGCGAGAAGGAGACCAUGCAGUUCCUGAACGACCGGCUGGCCAGCUACCUGGAGAAGGUGCGCCAGCUGGAGAGGGAGAACGCGGAGCUGGAGGCCCGCAUCCAGGAGCGGAACCAGCAGCAGGACCCUUUGGUGUGCCCCAGCUACCAGUCCUACUUCCGGACCAUUGAGGAGCUCCAGCAGAAGAUCCUGUGCACCAAGUCUGAGAACUCCAAGCUGGUGGUGGAGAUCGACAACGCCAAGCUGGCUGCCGAUGACUUCAGGACCAAGUUUGAGACGGAGCUGUCCCUGCGGCAGCUGGUGGAGUCCGACAUCAACGGCCUGCGCAGGAUCCUGGACGAGCUGACCCUGUGCAAGUCUGACCUGGAGGCCCAGGUGGAGUCCCUGAAGGAGGAGCUGCUCUGUCUCAAGAGGAACCACGAAGAGGAAGUCAACACCCUGCGCUGCCAGCUUGGAGACCGCCUCAACGUGGAGGUGGACGCUGCCCCCACUGUGGACCUGAACCAAGUGCUCAAUGAGACCAGGUGUCAGUACGAGGCCCUGGUGGAGACCAACCGCAGGGAAGUGGAGGAGUGGUUCACCACCCAGACUGAGGAGCUAAACAAGCAGGUGGUGUCCAGCUCAGAGCAGCUUCAGUCCUACCAGGCGGAGAUCAUUGAGCUGAGGCGCACGGUCAACGCCCUGGAGAUCGAGCUGCAGGCCCAGCACAACCUGAGGAAUUCUCUAGAAAACACACUGACAGAGAGCGAGGCCCGGUAUAGUUCCCAGCUGUCCCAGGUGCAGUGCAUGAUCACCAACGUGGAGUCCCAGCUGGCCGAGAUCCGGGCUGACCUGGAGCGUCAGAACCAGGAGUACCAGGUGCUGCUGGACGUCCGGGCCCGGCUGGAGUGUGAGAUCAACACGUACCGGGGCCUCCUGGAGAGCGAGGACUGCAAGCUUCCCUGCAACCCCUGCGCCACAACCAACGCGUGCGGCAAGCCCAUCGGGCCGUGCGUUGCCAAUCCCUGCACUCCCUGCGCGCCCCCUGCCCCUUGCACACCUUGUGUCCCGCGCUCCCGCUGUGGACCCUGCAACUCCUUCGUGCGCUAGAAUCCUGCAAAGCCAAAGGGGCAAGGACACGGGCCUGGGGCUCCAGAGCGUUGACCUGGCUCUGGUUCCUUCCAGAGAAAGGGCCUGAAAACACAGUGGAAAGACUGGCGCUGCCCCAGGGAGGCACAAGAAACUCACCCAAAGCCUCCAGCCACUCCAGCCUACUCCAGACCCGCCAUCAGGGUCUGUUUCUUCCUUUGCUUGCUCAGAGAACCCUCUGAAGUGCCAGCAGCCCUUCCUUGUAACCCAAUAAAGGCAAUUUUCACAGCA
Molecule: messenger RNA, 1588 nt
Organism: Marmota monax (woodchuck)
Lineage: Eukaryota; Metazoa; Chordata; Mammalia; Rodentia; Sciuridae
Product: keratin, type I cuticular Ha1
Exons: 7
Coding region: 68-1318 (416 amino acids)
Molecular function (GO): structural molecule activity
Source: RefSeq, a predicted model, not a curated record